Magnolia sinica is the source of this 1946-nucleotide messenger RNA. RefSeq names its product chloroplast sensor kinase, chloroplastic. NCBI's taxonomy places the organism in Eukaryota, Viridiplantae, Streptophyta, Magnoliopsida, Magnoliales, Magnoliaceae. The record is from RefSeq and is a predicted model, not a curated record. Gene Ontology annotation, biological process: signal transduction. Gene Ontology annotation, molecular function: phosphorelay sensor kinase activity.
GCGCGCGAGCGAGACAGACAUAAACUGUACCUUCUGUCCGUGAAUGAUGCUGCUGUGUGCCGUUCCCCCUCACACUCACAGCAGCAUCCUGCUUCCUUUUCACUGCUUCUCCUACAGCAGCAGCAGCAAAAGCAAAGCUCCUUCUAUCUUCUACUCUAACCAUUCUUCCAGAAGCUCCGACACUGCGUUCACAUUCACCAGACCAAACGUCCGCACCAAUCCAUCCUCUCCUUCUCCAUCUCCCGUCCAUCAGAGCUCCACCAACGGUAACAGCUCCACCCCCGAUGAGCAGGGCCUGGUUCCUUCCGCCGCAGCGAUCGCGGCCGCCAUCCGCCGCUCGUCUGCAUCCCCCGUCGAGAUCGUGCAGAGGAUCGCGAGGGAUGGGAAUGACGGCCUUGUCUUGCCUAGCCCCGACUUCUGCAGGCUCUGCGUUGAGCAGCUGGAUCUAUUCCGCGCCAUCGUCGAUCCCGUUGCUGUGCUCUCAGUGUAUGUGCGACCAGCUGGUAGUUAUGUAAUGGACCAGUUAGAACUACGGCGAGUCACUUUAUAUCCAGGAACGAAUGGCGCUGAAACAGCAGAAGUUGUGAUAUUGAUUGGUAAUUUUGGUAUGCCGACAGGCUUGCGUGCGGCUGAAGCUGUCCUUUCAAAUAAUCAAGUGCAAGUCAUACCCGAGUGCCAGGCUGUGGUUUUCCCCAUGGUGAAACAUCCUUUUGUUGUGGGGUUUCUUGUUGCUGAACUUCCAAUGACAGAAUUCGAGCAAUGCGUGAAUGUCCAAAAAGAUGGGCAAGGGAUACCAAUCUACCCAUCACUGGAAGAAUCAUACGGAAUCCCUUCAAAUUCUGAUAGGCAGAUGUGGGAAAUCCAGACUUUCAAGGAGGAUUGGGUAAAAACGUACCACCAGUUCACAAUCAAACAAAGAUCAAGGGCUAUUAAGAUCUCUCGCUCCUUGGCUAUGGCAUAUGUCAUGGAUCAGAAAGCAAUGUUACUUCAGCAAUCAUCGUGGCAGAACAAUGUCAGAAUGAGUAAUCUGGUUGAGCAAAUACGUGGUCCCCUUUCUAGCAUCAGGACUCUGAGUAAAAUGUUGUCUGUUCAUAUGAAGAGAAGUGAGAUCUCUUAUGAUAUCAUCGAAGACAUACUUGUUCAAGGCGAUCGCAUGAAAGAUACCUUACAACAGCUUCAGGAUGCUGUUUAUCUUACAAAGGCUAAUAUAGUGCGGUUUAAUGAAGAGACGUUGAAGAAAAUGCAUAAUUCAACUUACAACCAUCCGGAAUCAAUGAGUUCGCACUUACUGGAAAACUUUUCAGGGGAAACCCAAGAUAAUUAUGGGCGAGAAAUGGAUACAGUACUUUCUGUAGCUUCUGGAACAGAGGAUUUGCAAUUGCCUACGCCGCCUCUUGCUCUGGCAGCACUGCAACAAUUUGACAGCAGGCCAUGCAAUGUCUCUGACAUACUGGAAAAUUUGGUGGCGGCCGCUGGACCUCUCGCUCUUAAGCAGCAACGAUCACUUAAACUUAGUAAUUUCUUACAGCCACUGCAAGUUGCAGUUGAAGAAUCUUCUCUGCGCCAGGCACUGAGCAAUCUGAUAGAGGGCGCUCUGUUGCGUACAGAAGUCGGUGGCAAGGUUGAAAUUGUAUCCAGAGGAGCACCAGCAGGUGGCGCUCUUGUGGUGAUUGAUGAUGAUGGGCCUGAUAUGCACUACAUGACACAAAUGCAUUCUCUAUCACCAUUCGGGGCAAAUCUUUUCACAGACGGAAUGGUGGGACAACAUGACAUGGAACUUCAUUGCAGGAUUGACGGUUGCUCGUGAGAUCUUGGAAAGCUACGGUUGUGUCAUCCGAGUAAUAUCGCCCCGUUCACCCAAUGCUGCCAUCGGAGCUGGCGGGACACGCAUAGAACUUUGGCUGCCUGCUUUGCCAUCAAACCCAACUGAGCCCAAUCAAGAAGGG